This is a messenger RNA of Phacochoerus africanus (Common warthog), 2734 nucleotides long. RefSeq names its product tubulin tyrosine ligase like 9 (gene TTLL9). Gene Ontology annotation, cellular component: cilium. Lineage: Eukaryota; Metazoa; Chordata; Mammalia; Artiodactyla; Suidae. Gene Ontology annotation, molecular function: ATP binding; tubulin binding; tubulin-glutamic acid ligase activity. The coding region runs from base 78 to 1463 and encodes 461 amino acids. The transcript is spliced from 15 exons. The record is from RefSeq and is a predicted model, not a curated record. Gene Ontology annotation, biological process: protein polyglutamylation; microtubule cytoskeleton organization.
CGUCACCUUGGCAACGAGACGCACAGGCUGGAGCUGGACUCCGCGGCGGUUUGGAGCCGGCCCUGGGGAAUCGUAUCAUGUCGCGACCUAAGACUCAAAAUUACAAGGUCCAUGGAUUGCCAAAGGGAAAAGAGCGAGAGCAGAGAGCAUCAAUCCGGUUCAAGACCACUCUCAUGAAUACUCUCAUGGACGUCCUUCGCAACAGGCCAGGAUGGGUGGAAGUGAAGGAUGAAGGGGAGUGGGAUUUCUACUGGUGUGACGUCAGCUGGCUCCGGGAGAACUUCGACCACACCUACAUGGAUGAGCAUGUGCGGAUCAGCCACUUCCGAAACCACUACGAGCUGACCCGCAAGAACUACAUGGUAAAGAACCUGAAGCGGUUCCGGAAACAGCUGGAACGUGAGGCAGGAAAGCUGGAGGCAGCCAAGUGUGACUUCUUCCCCAAAACCUUUGAGAUGCCAUGCGAGUACCACCUGUUUGUAGAGGAGUUUCGCAAAAACCCGGGAAUCACCUGGAUCAUGAAGCCUGUAGCCCGGUCACAGGGGAAGGGCAUUUUCCUUUUCCGGAGGCUUAAGGACAUCAUGGACUGGAGAAAGGGCACCGCUGGGAAGAAGCUCACCAGCUUGGAGGCCCAGCCCUCCCGGAGCGCCAUCAACCCCUCUGGCAGCCACGACACAAGAAGCUCUGAAGAUCAGAAAGAUGAAAUUCCAGUGGAGAACUAUGUAGCUCAGCGUUACAUUGAAAAUCCCUACCUGAUAGGAGGCCGGAAGUUUGACCUGCGUGUCUACGUGCUGGUGAUGUCGUACAUCCCACUGCGGGCCUGGUUAUACCGGGAUGGCUUCGCCCGAUUCUCCAACACCCGCUUCACACUGAACAGCAUCGACGACCAGUAUGUUCACCUCACCAACGUCGCCGUGCAAAAGACAUCUCCUGACUACCACCCAAAGAAGGGCUGCAAGUGGAUGCUGCAGCGCUUCCGGCAGUACCUGGCGUCCAAGCACGGGCCCGAGGCCGUGGAGACGCUCUUCAGCGACAUGGACAACAUCUUCAUCAGGAGCCUGCAGAGCGUGCAGAAGGUGAUCAUCAGCGACAAGCACUGCUUUGAACUCUAUGGCUAUGACAUCCUCAUCGACCAGGACCUCAAGCCGUGGCUCCUGGAGGUCAAUGCGUCCCCAUCCCUGACAGCCAGCAGCCAGGAGGACUACGUGCUCAAGACCUGCCUCCUGGAAGAUACCCUGCAUGUCGUGGACAUGGAGGCCCGACUCACAGGACGGGAGAAGCGAGUGGGAGGCUUUGACCUCAUGUGGAAUGAUGGCCCUGUCAGCAGAGAAGAGGGAGCUCCCGACUUGUCAGGAAUGGGGAACUUUGUGACCAACACGCACCUUGGUUGUGUCAACGAUCGGAAAAAACAGCUGAGGCAGCUGUUCCGCUCCCUUCAAGGCCAGAAGAAAGCUUCCAACUAAUCCCCAAUGCGGAGGGGAGAAACCCUGAAGGUGCCGAACCAGUCCUUGCUCUGCUCCCAGUUUCCAGCACAGCAGCACCUCCAAGCACUCGCCUCUCUCCCUCCGGCCUGGCAGGUGCUUGCUGCCGUCCCCCUGGAUGCCCCCACCCCACCCUGGGCAUCUUGCCCCAGCAGAGAGCCUAUCUCCGGGACUGGAUAGAUUUUAACCUCGACAGAUUGGCUGGCUUGGCGAUCAGGCUCAAUGAGGACAAAUGCAGCAAGUUCUGCUGCCCCUGAGAGAUUAUAUCUAAUAAAGGAACAGACCCCUUUCAGAGAAUCUUUAGGCUCCAGGCUUGGCUCAGAGGGUGCUGUCGGCCAAGUCUCCCUGGCUUUGACCUUCUGAGGUCUCUCAGGGGGCCAGGGAUCCUUCAGGAGCAAGGGAACUCGUCGCAAGCUGCAUUUGCAAAGCAAGCGGUUACUAGAUUGUGCAUUUACUGCAGGUUUGGGGAAGGACUGAGCUCCAAUCACAUCCUGCCAUCCUUGUCUGGGGAACCCACUGAGCGCCCCCAACCACCUAAAACCAGUGAGCCAGAGCAUCCCCAUUUCUCAGGUGGACAAGGUAAGGAUCAGGAAGGCAGAGCUGCUUGGUGAGGGUCUCUGCAAAUGUGAGCUUCUCUAAGUCAGCUGGGUGACCUAGGUGUCUCUCUCGGCCUUCCUGUUUGAGUCUGGGAGCCAAGCUCUUUAGCCCAGAAAGCCUUGAGCUGGCAGGCAAAGAGAAGGCUUGGGGAGUCAGGCACAAGUAAAAAUGCAUUUUCCACAUUCCUACACCUCCUCUUGGCUUACGAGGGCCUCCUGCCUCCAGUGUGGGGACUUCCCUCCAAGCCUCUGAGUGGGGCAAGUCCCAGCAACCCCAGGCAUGGGUUCCAAGUCUCUAGGAGAAAGAAUCUGACAGGCCUUGCAUCCACAGGGCCACAGAGGCAGAGGUAACAUGCAGACAGAGCAACUGUGAGCCAGGCAGUCACACCAGACAGUAUCUUCCAAAGUAAAUGACACAACUCUCUGCUUUUUUAUGUUUUUAUUUAAAAAUAUGCACUAUAACAGCAACAUGUCCCCUCGCACCCUUGUGUCCCAAACAUGCAGUUUCUAUUCUGAGGGAACCACAUUCAUUGUUUGCACACAAAUUACGAGCUUAUUAGUCAUUGUCCUUGCUUCUCACUGUACUGUAUCUUGAAGUUUGUUCAAAAGCAAUGCUCAAAGUGUCUUCAUCCUUGAAUACAGCUGUAUAGUAUUCCA